UUGGAAAGCGCGACACGCUCCAACCUCAAACUCCGCGAUUCACAUAUAGAAAUAGUUUGUAACAAGGAAAAAUUUUUCAGAAUCUUCUUGACGCUUUAUCGACGAUAAAUCAAACUUUCCAAGAACUUGACGCGGACUCGUUGAAAGGAGUGUAUAAAACGGAUAACACGUAUAACAUAAUACGGAAGCGCAAUGUCCUCUUUGAUUGUAAUGCACAAUUCGCAGAUCAUGUUGUUGGAAAUGGCUGUAAAAAAUCUCUACAUGCCAUGGACCAACGUGUUCGACGCAGCCCUGAUGAAGAAAACCGUGAUAAUGUUUCGAUUGUUGGACGAGGAAUGGACAACGUUGUCCCCGAAUCGAUCCGACUACCAUUCUUAUCGUGGCUCCAAUUACGAGAACGAGAAAUUCUACGGAGGCAGAUCCGUCCUGUUCUCCGUCCCGGAAUCCAUGCUCGAGGAGAAUAUGUCGGGGGUGGAUCUGCAGAUUUACGUGUACAAGGGCAUAUCCAAGUAUUUCGAGCUCGAGUCGCGCCGCAAUUUCGGAUUCACUCUCGUAAGGAUGGACGACCUGUUUAACGGAAUUAUCAAGGACCUCAGCGAGAGGAAGGAGCUCGAGGGUUAUUUUUCCAACGAUUUGGAGCGGGAACCCAUAUCAAGAUCGACGCAAGGCAAGUUCAACCUGUUCGACGAGAGUUUGGACAAGACCGAGGCGACGAUCGAGCUCUACAUACGCAUCAGCUACCUGGGCAAAUGCAUCAUAACCGAGAUACACUCCCCGAUGAGCAUACAGAAGGCGUUCUACGCGCGCGAGGAGACGGACGAGCAUUACAGAUACCAAUUCCGGGAGUUGAACACGAUGGACCUCGAAUCGUUCUGUUGGGGAAGCUUGACCAUCAUCCCUCCCCUCCAUCCGGACAAUUUGAUCUGCCGUUGCGUGCGGGUCGAGAAGCCCGUGGAGGAGGCGACGCAAACGAAGAAGAAGAAGAAACGGAAGCGCGACGAGCUCGAUUUCUAUGGAAAGAUGGCACGCGCCCAAGAGUUGUUGGCCAAGAUGAAGGAGAUGAGGAAAAAUCGUCCCGAUUCCAUAGCGCACGGGGUGGCGAAGAAAGUUUGCCCACCGCCUGUCUGCCCGACCGUGUGCACCCCUGUCUGCGUUUACACUCUCCCAUCCAUUUGUCCCAGUCCCUGUCAACCGUCCACCGUUUACUGUAUGCCUUCCCUCGCCUCUCCUUGCACGCCUUCCUGUAGGUGAACUAUAUAUAUAUAUAUAUAUGUAUACGGAGAAUCAUGGAGAAUUUGCACAGGGAAUUUGCACGGAAUCGUGGAAGCAAAAAAAAAAGAAAAAAAAUGGAGGAGGCGUUUACGCCGCGUCCAACUUUCACCAUUGUUCCAGCUAGAAUCUUCCCCUCCCCCUCUUCCUGGAGGUAAUCACGGCGACCGUGUCCCAUCGUGUUUUAUGAUCCAUUCAUCCCCCGCGAUUGGACGAUUUCCCAAAUUGUCGGCCGAAAUUUUAUGGCUUAUGGCGGGGGGAGAGAGGGUUUGGGGUUUGCACGAGCGUUUGGAUCGAGUUCGACCGGUCCGUUCCAACUCCUCUCCCUCGAAUUGCUUAUUCCGUUCGAUGGAUAAAGGGGGAAAAGAAAAGAAAGAAAGGAAAAAGGAUCUUCUUUGUCGCGUGCUAACGGUAAUACGUUCUCCCUUUGCGAGUCAUCGACUUGCACGAAGAUGCAGGAUGAUCCUUUGGGAUGUUGUAAAUUGCAACACGCGGGUUAGACACGCCAUCUUCGAAGAAAUUUCACGCGGAGGAACGUGCAGUUUUUCCGCCGUGUCUCGAGCUAACCCGGGAUAUCCACUUCGCGCCGGAUAUUCCGAUAUUCCAUGCAAUUGAAAGCCGAAGAGUUUUGCAUUUUGAUUACCCGAACCGAACCCCUUCUUCUGGCCAGCCUCCUCCACUCUGGAGGAGAGGAUCGUAUGUGCAUGUAUGUACGUAUAUAUGUAUACAUAUAUAUAUAUAUAUGUAACGUGGGGUUUUCACGCCGGGAUUUCGAUUUGCAAGCAGGGGAGUAUUUUAUCAUCGGUGGCAUUAUGCAAAGAUUCGGGAUCUCGAGCGAGGGCGAAGAUCUUCGAGAGAGAAGGAGAAGGGAGGGUGGAUACGUGAAAAUGGAGUGAACGCUUCCUUUCAUCGGUCCGUAAAUUUUUUGAUCGAGAAACUGGCACCUCUGGUUGGAAAAUUUCCCGUUGGGACUGUAUACGCGAGGAAACUAUUCUUCGGCUUUAUGGAUCGUUCGAUUGUCGUUCUAUCAAAAUUUCUGCAUGAUGAUUGUCAUAUUAUUAAAUUGAAAUACGUGAUUAC
This is a messenger RNA of Apis cerana (Asiatic honeybee), 2349 nucleotides long. RefSeq lists its product as uncharacterized. NCBI's taxonomy places the organism in Eukaryota, Metazoa, Arthropoda, Insecta, Hymenoptera, Apidae. The record is from RefSeq and is a predicted model, not a curated record.